UAUGACAUUGACAAGUAACAAAUAGGCUUGCUUGUUAUACCGUGUUUUAAAAGAUCAAAACAAACAAUUUCUCAUAUGAUUUUUCUUUUGGACAAUAUUUUGUUUGUUGCUUUUCCGAAAUUUCAAACUAAUAAACGAAAUCGAAUGAAGAAGAAUGUAAUAGCAUUAUUGAUUUAAACAUUCUAUCUAAAACAUUAUCAUAAAAAACAACAAUGCGUCAUGCUUGGAAAAAGAAAAUAGUUUUCUGCGGGUUUCUUAUUUUAUUCAUACUUAUAAUCUUUCAUCCUGAUAUGAAUGUCCGUGGAAAUUACGAAUAUAUAGAAAAGGAAUUGGUUAUCAAAAGAUUACACGAGGAAACUGCGGCAAACUUCACAAGUAGUGCGGUGUUGCACUGCGACUAUCGUGACGUAAUCUUCGAUGACACCACGCUCUCCCUCAGCCUGGCCGAUGAUGAUUUGGUGGAAGACCAUAAGAUUAAAGAAGGAGGGGAAUAUGCUCCGUCCGAUUGUAAACCUAAAUUUAGUACAGCAAUCAUAGUUCCUUAUAGAGAUAUUGCAGAACAAUUACGAGGUUUUCUAGUAUAUAUGCAUAUGUUUCUUCACCGGCAAUGCAUCCACUAUCGCAUCUAUGUGGUGGAACAGAUGGACUCUCGGCCUUUCAACAGAGCCAAACUUUUGAACAUUGGUGCUGUGGCGGCCAUGAAAGCAGGAUUCCCAUGUCUGGUUUUACAUGAUGUUGAUUUGCUACCUUUGCGGCCUUCAAAUUUGUAUGCAUGUACAAAAAGUCCUAGACAUAUGUCAUCAAGUAUUAACAAGUUCAGAUUUGUGAUACCAUACCUUAACCUAUUUGAUGGUGCUAUAGCAAUAGUUUCUAAGCAGUUUAAGGCUGUGAAUGGUAUGAGCAACGAGUUUUAUGGUUGGGGUGGUGAAGAUGAUGAUUUAUAUGCCAGGCUAGAGGCCCAAGGUAUUAAGCCAUGCCGUUUUGAGCCAAGCACAAGUCAAUAUCAUAAAGUGACACUAGAGUCCCAAAUCAGAAGGGACAGAAGCCGAAAAUCAGUUAUAUAUUCAAAAGAAAAAAUGGCGUUGGAUGGCUUAAAUACGCUAAAGUUCACUGAAGUGGCAACUGUUCUUCAUCCACUGUUCACUCAUAUCAUGGUAGACUUGUAGCAUAUCCUGUUUAUAAAAAACCUCGUUUUUGAAUUCAUAUCACAUGUUUUGUCUUGCUUGCCAGUUAAAUUUUUAAAGUACCUGCCAGUUUGCCACCAAUUUGACCUCAAUUACAUAAUAAGUAGGCAAGCUAGCUGAAAUAAUAGCUCUAUACUAGAUUACUUCUCUAGUGACCUUAGUUAUAAUAUACAUAGUUUAACGUGAUUAAAUAAUAGUUUUUAAUUUGAGAGUAAGCUAGGAUUUAUUGUUUAUUAUGCGUGUUCUCGCAUAAAUUUACUUAAGCAAAUAGUACUUGUGAACUGAAAACCUUCUCUCUUUCUACUCGUAUCUGCACUUUUUAACUAAUUUUACCACUAUUUCCACUUGUUAAAGUAUAUUUUCCCAUUUGUUUUUUCUCUAUUUAUCACUGUCACUCGCCUUUUCACUGAAUUUCUACUUUCCAAUGCCUGCUGUCUUGUAGUCAAUUCACUAUUUAAGAGUGUUCCCCUAUUUCCAGAACCUGCCAUUUUUAGUCUUAAGUUGAAAGUAGAUGAUAAUAUUGUUAAAAAAUUACAAGAAAAAGUAUAUUAACGUGUUAAAGCAAUAAAUUAAAUAUGCUACUUACAUAAAUCUUUCUCUGUGAAAGAUAGUAAUAUAAAAUAGAUUUGCUAGAUAAGAUGAUUUAUGGUUGUAAUGAAAGGGAUUAAAUAAAUAUCACAUGGACCAUUUUAUUCAUAUGUAUGUUAUUAUUGUAUAGCUGUUAAUAUCAUAAAUAUUUAUUAAUCAAUAAUUUUUUUCUGGUAUCAGUAGUGGAAAUUGUAACCUUUGUUAUGAAGAUUAUAAAAAUAUCUUUGUUAGAUAAAUCAUACUUUAAAUAUUAAGUUAUUGCGAUAAUUUAAAAUAAAACGAUAAAAUUCAAUUGCUCAUCAUCAAUGAUGUCAGGAAAGUGUUAGUAACUACAUAAUAUAUAUAUAUCUAUUAUUAGCUACAUAUCAAAAAAUGUCAAUAGGUAUAUAAUACGUCGAUAUGCUGUAAAAAGUUUUGUGAAUUAAGGAUUUGCUAACAUUUAAAUAUAUAUGGGCUUCUUCUAAUACUACAUUGCAGUGGAUGGCAACAGGGCUAUAACGGGUAUCAUAGGAUAUCACAUACCUACUGAUUUUCUCUUAAGUUGUAAGUAGGGGAAGCGGGGAUAAUUAAGUACCUAUUACCAGUUUUCAAUUAAAUAACAAUCCAUAAAACAAUUAUAUUGAACCGUCCCAUUGUUAAUUCUUCAAAUGUUGUGAUAAACAUGCAUUACAUAGUAUUAUGUAGUGAAAAGUUAUACGAAUAUUCACGUAGUUCAUAGUAGUUUCAACAGUAGUAAUAUGUAGGCUCUAGUUGUUGGACGCCCAAAGCGCAAUUUUUAAUUAUUUAUAUCUUAAGAUUCUUUUGACAACUUCUUGAAAAAGUAUAACAUAGUAUUUGUCUAAUUUCGCGACCACAAGUGCAAAAAUUUUAAAUUCAGUUUAAAUGUAGCCCAACAAUUUUCUAACAUCUUAGAACCUAACUAAACUAAUGGAAAUUUUAUAUAGUACAAUAAGUUACUAGAUUCCUUAGAAAGAUCUCGUACUUGGUUUUUAGUUUUAAAAGAAACUUUAUUAUUAUACUACCAAGAUACCUUAUUUAGCACAUAGGUUUAACCAAACUCGCGGCGCAGGUGCACAGCGUAGACAUUAGGUUUAGUCUUCAGCCAUAGCAUUGGCGUACUGCGUGCACAGUUUUUUUGUGCCAGUGUUGAUAAUUUCACAGUAGAUAUCUAACAACUGACUGACUAGACUAUGGGGAAACCGAGAUUAGAAAUUUCAUGCAAAAGUUUUAUAAAGGUACCUAAUAAAAUAUGCCUAAUAUAAUGGGUAAAGUUAUCAAAACUCUUUGUGAAAUUAUCCGCACUGAUUAAAAUAAGCCAGAUUCAGUCGUUAUUUGUUAUAAAAAAUAUUCUAUUUCAUGGACCAGAAGGUUUUUUUAAGUUAUUAUUUAGACUACGUAUUUGCUGAUUUUGUUAAAAAUAUAGCAUACAGAUGUACUGUUUGCUCAAAAAUUUAUAGGUAUGCAGGGAAUUGUGUUGUGAUUGUUGUAUUUUAAGAAAAUAUCCACCUAUUCUUUUGUUGAUUGUUGGUCACAAAUUAAAGUUCUUUGCGAAAUA
Molecule: messenger RNA, 3327 nt
Organism: Amyelois transitella
Lineage: Eukaryota; Metazoa; Arthropoda; Insecta; Lepidoptera; Pyralidae
Product: beta-1,4-galactosyltransferase 1
Exons: 4
Coding region: 213-1166 (317 amino acids)
Biological process (GO): carbohydrate metabolic process; glycosphingolipid biosynthetic process
Molecular function (GO): N-acetyl-beta-glucosaminyl-derivative 4-beta-N-acetylgalactosaminyltransferase activity
Source: RefSeq, a predicted model, not a curated record